GGCUUCUCGGGCCACGUCUCUUCCCAGUGCACGGUGCCGCGCAGUCCAAUCUCGGCUGAGGAGCUGCGUCGGGCCGUGAUUGGCAAGGUGUCUAAAGCUCGUCGGACAGAGCCGGCGCCGGAGGCAGCGACGGCCAUGGGGCGGAUGCUGUUGGAGCCUAGGCAGGACGCGCCCGGGGCGCCGUCCUCGCCAGUUGCACCCGACUUCCCCCCCAUGAUGGCCGUCGACUUGUCCCCGCUAGCACGUGCCGAGGUGUGCAUUGUGCCGCGGUCGGAGGGGAUGGAGGACCUGGAGCGUCGGCUUCAGCUGGCGGUGGUGGUAUAUGUGGGCGGCGCAAGGCCGCCGGUCUCUUGUGUGGACGCUGCCAUCGCCAUCUCCGAGCAGCUCAACAUCCCAAGGCAUCGUUUUUCGGUGCACAAAUUCCAUCCUGAAGACUUCUUGAUUGUCUUUGCGUCGCACGAGCUCAGGAACAGAGUGUUGGGUGUGCCUUUGGUUGAGCAUCAGGGUGUCAAGCUUUACAUCAAGCCUUGGCUGAGAUAGGCGCAAGCUAAAUCCAGGUUGAUGCGCAUUCAGGUCGACCUCAUGAUCGAGGGUGUGCCGUCGCAUGCGUGGUCGAGGGAGACGGCCACGGAGCUGCUGGGCAAUUCCUGUCUGAUCGAGAGUUUAGCACCGGAGACCGCGAGCAGAGAG
This is a messenger RNA of Triticum aestivum (bread wheat), 690 nucleotides long. RefSeq lists its product as uncharacterized. The record is from RefSeq and is a predicted model, not a curated record. Lineage: Eukaryota; Viridiplantae; Streptophyta; Magnoliopsida; Poales; Poaceae. The transcript has a single exon. The coding region runs from base 136 to 540 and encodes 134 amino acids.